UUGGCUUUGCAGGUGAAUUUUUUGAAGUAACAAUUAUGGAUACGACUCUUGGAAAUCCAUCCAUGGCAAAGUUGACAUUACUACAUGAUCUAAUGGAGGAGCUGAACCGACUCAAAUAAGAAAGCUUCGGAAUUACCAAGUUAAUGUUGUGCCAUUGAGGAGCCCGUGGACUAGGUCGGUUGAGCGUAAACGUUUAGAGGGUCCAAGUGUUGCAUCGUCGUCAAGGCUUCGUGUGAAGUUGCAGGGGCAUGUUUUGUUUAAACAGCCACAAAGAGUUGGUCAGAAUAUGCGCUCGCCUCGGAAACCAACGCAUAUAUGUUCGCCUCGGAAACCAACGCAUCGUAUUAAUUUUCGUUCGAAUAUGGCAGGUGUAAUUAAGAUUGUUUUCGAGCUGGGGUUGAGUGAAAGAUACUUUCGGCGGCUGAGGCAAACACCGUUUUGGCUAAUGUUUGAAGCCAUUAUUAUAAACAAACUGGACUUCAAUGAAUACAAAAAAUGUGAUGAUCUGGUGGUUAAAAUUCUGAGGACGUUUAGGCUACGUGACGACGCGUUCUAUGUUGGCGGUUGUCCUGUUAAAGUUUGCAAAGCUGACAUUAGGUUGGUUUUCGGGUUGCAACGUGGUGUCUAGCAGUUGGACCUGACGCCGGGCACACGGCCUGCAUCUGAUUUCAUUCAGCGACGUUGUAAUGGCGUAGGGCGGAUAACAGCGAGUCUGAUUAAAAGUUUACUUGAUGAUGCGGUGAAAGGUAAUUUGAAGCGCGAUGAGGAGGACACUGCUAAGCUGCUGUGUUUAUAUGUGUGCGUCAAAUUAUUUUUCUCGACGUCCGGGGAGACGAUCAGUUGGGUGUUUGUUCGGUACAUGGACAACUUGGACACUGUCCAAAAUUAUGACUGGACGGCGACAAUUUUGAACACGCUGUGGGAUCUGUCCGUGAAUUUUGGCGGACUUCGGAGAAAGUUACGGGUUAUGUUGUUGCGCUACUAUACUGGCUUUGUGAGCAUACGAACAUCGUGUGCACGACUAAACCCAUAAUGUUCUCCCGAUUUUUGAAAUGGAACAUCAGCACACUGUUGGCAAAAACACGCUGCUUGGAUUUGGGGGCUGUGUCACAGUUUGAGGUGAUUAGGGGCAAACUUGUGAGCCAACCGUACGAAAAGGUUAUAAUAGCUGGAGAAGAGUUUGAUGGUGGGGAGGACGCUAAUAUUGAUGAAGAUCGAGAAGUGGGUAGAGAAUACAAUAGCAAUGGUAGUGAUGAUUUUUGUAGUGACAGUGGGGCUGGGAACAAUGUGAACAUGGGUGUUUGUGGCAAUGAAGUUGUGGGUGGUGUCGGGGUGGCUGCUAAAAGGAACGUCAAGGGCAGUGGUGAUUGUAGACGAUUUGAAGCGGAGGGGGGUGUGGUUGCAAAAGGUAAACCCUGUGUUGCGAUAGAUGCCGUAAGUUCAGCGAAGCGGGAUGUUGGUGGUAUUGUAUGUGCAACACGGGUGGAAUGGAUUGGUGAUGGCAAUGGGAAACUGGAGACGGCGUUAGCCGAGUUAUACGCACUUCGGACGGAAUAUAGAGUUAAAGAUGGUACGAUUGCGGAGUUGCAAGCAAAGGUGGACCAGCUGAGGAGGAUGAAAAAAAAACAAGCUGUGGAUAUAGUUGAUGGUUUCACCUUAGUUUUCAAGGUGAAGGAAGAUGAGAUGAAGGUGGUGGAGGAAAAUGUUGAGCUACGGAAAACGAUAGGUGUUUUAGAGGAGCAGUUAGCUGAACAAGAUGUACACAACGUGACACAAGCAUUCCGUAAGGUCACUAAUGGUGACACUGAUAUGUGGGAAGGCAACGGUAUUGGAAGUAACGAAGGGGCGACAUUUGAUAGUGUUGGACAGCGGGGAAAUAAUGUGUUAAAAAAGGGUGAAAAUUGUGGGGGAUUCGAUGAAAUGACAAGUGGUGUGGUGGUUGAAGUUAGUGGGAAUGGGUCCGAUGUAGUUGAAGUUGCUGGGUGUGUGACGAGAACACAACCGGUGGAGGGCGUAAAGAGCUCGUUUGUGAGGAACCUGAAGGGUAAGGUGAGGAAGGAGCUUAUGAAUCCAGAUUUUGAGUACAGUGGUGUGGGUAAAAUGAUGAUGGGGUGUGGUAAGGUGGUAGAUGUCCUACGUACCAGUGUGAGAAGUGGUAACGCUGGACGGUCUAUUGAUGUGGAUGCAUGUGCAGUAAGGAGCAGGGAGUUGUAAUACCUCUGUUCCGUAAUACGUUAAUUGGUCCUUAACAUGAUGUGAUUAUGUGUUUUGAUAUGAUUUUGUGUUCCAUUAUGUGAAAAUGUGUGAUUUUGAAGUUCUAUCUGUUCACCAUAGGAAUAUCUGUUGGAUAAUCUGC
Camellia sinensis is the source of this 2356-nucleotide messenger RNA. NCBI's taxonomy places the organism in Eukaryota, Viridiplantae, Streptophyta, Magnoliopsida, Ericales, Theaceae. The record is from RefSeq and is a predicted model, not a curated record.